CGCGUUCAGUGCUGCUGACCCCAGUCCUAGGCCGUUGACCCGGGAAACUCGCAAGUCAUCGAUCGACCAGAUCAAACGAUCUCAACCUCGCUCGCCGUACCCCCAAGUCUUCGCUUCCUGCUCCACCGGACCCCGUCUCUCAGAAGAAAAAGGAUCAAGUCGCCAACAUCAACAAAAUGUCCGCUCCCGCUGAACAACGAGGAGGAUUCGGUCGUGGUGCCGCCAGGGGUGGUGACCGAGGUCGAGGUGGCCGAGGCAGGGGUCGACGAGGUCCCCGAAAGGACGAGGACAAGCCUUGGCAACCCGUGACCAAGCUCGGUCGUUUGGUGAACGACGGCAAGAUCAAGUCGAUGGAGGAGAUCUACCUCUUCUCCCUCCCCAUCAAGGAGUACCAGAUCGUCGACAAGUUCCUCCCCGGUUUGAAGGACGAGGUCAUGUCGAUCGCUCCCGUCCAGAAGCAGACUUCGGCCGGUCAGCGAACCCGAUUCAAGGCUUUCGUUGCUGUCGGUGACUUUGACGGUCACGUCGGUCUCGGAGUCAAGUGCGCCAAGGAGGUCGCCACCGCCAUCAGGGGUGCCAUCAUUGUUGCCAAGUUGUCGGUCGUCCCCGUCAGGAGGGGAUACUGGGGUAACCACAUCCAGGAGCCUCACACCGUUCCCUGCAAGGUCUCCGGAAAGUCCGGAUCCGUCAUGUGUCGAUUGGUCCCCGCUCCCCGAGGAACCGACAUUGUGGCCGCCCCCGCCUCGAAACGUCUCCUCCAGAUGGCCGGAGUUAAGGACUGCUACACCCAGUCUACCGGAUCCACCUCGACCCAGGGUAACUUCUUGAAGGCCACCCUCGCCGCCAUCGCCAAGACUUACGAGUUCUUGAGCCCCGACUUGUGGAAGGUCAUCGAGCCCGGUCAGACCCCUUACGACGAGUUCUCGGGUCACUUGCAGGUCGGAAGCAAGAAGGCCAACUACUAGGCUGCUCUUGCCUCGUUGAGAGGAAGAGUCUGCUAGUGGUGCUUUCGUGGACGAGUUUGUAAUGGUCUAGAUCCCGCCCGCGCGGACAAGAAUGGUAUUGUUCGCCGGCUUCACUCGUUGAGAACGUCUGCCGUGGUUUUCGAAUCAAUCUCUCGUGAUUUCCUAGGCUCGCGGCUUAUUAUUAAGGACAUCGCGUCAUUAACGGGGCGGCAGGCUCACUAACAGACGUCUGCUCGUGCCAGCCGCGAUCUUUCGAGGAGCGAGUCGUCAUUUUCGGUCAUGUCUCUAGUUGUGUCUCGAGAUGACAGCGCAUUGCCCAUGGCCCAUGGUAUUCUUGUGUAACAGGAGUUCUGCGGUGUGAAACGUCUCUUGAUGCCGUCCUCGCAGUAUGGCCGCGUCACGCGAGUCGUCAGCCGAACAAAAGGUCCCUCGACUCGGCAGAACGAGGUCGAUACUGGCUCAAUUGUCAUGCAGUUGGCA
Messenger RNA from Filobasidium floriforme, 1445 nucleotides. RefSeq names its product ribosomal protein S5, N-terminal domain-containing protein. Gene Ontology annotation, cellular component: cytosolic small ribosomal subunit; ribosome. Gene Ontology annotation, biological process: translation. Bases 177 to 965 code for a protein of 262 amino acids. Gene Ontology annotation, molecular function: RNA binding; structural constituent of ribosome. The record is from RefSeq and is a predicted model, not a curated record. Lineage: Eukaryota; Fungi; Basidiomycota; Tremellomycetes; Filobasidiales; Filobasidiaceae. The transcript is spliced from 4 exons.